Ictalurus punctatus (channel catfish) is the source of this 1644-nucleotide messenger RNA. RefSeq names its product POU class 2 homeobox associating-factor 2 (gene pou2af2a). The transcript has 5 exons. The coding region runs from base 255 to 1064 and encodes 269 amino acids. NCBI's taxonomy places the organism in Eukaryota, Metazoa, Chordata, Actinopteri, Siluriformes, Ictaluridae. Gene Ontology annotation, molecular function: DNA binding; POU domain binding. The record is from RefSeq and is a predicted model, not a curated record.
CUAGAACAUAGAUGCAAAUACUGGAAAAACGUCCUGCCAUUUAUUUGCAUUUAAACAAAUUGGUGAUGGUCAUUUCAAAAGCUGCCUACUCAUUCAGCUUUGAUGGAAAAGUAGCAUUUAGGUUUAGUUAAGAUCUGCUGUCUAUGGUACAAUGAUCAAAUUCUGUUCAAGGUUUGAAGUAGACACUGCCAUUUUGCUGGAAUAGUGACUUGGCCUUCCAAAUACUUUCGACGCAAGCAAACGUGAUCUACAACAUGGAAGCUGAGUAUUCCAAGCGAGUGUAUCAGGGAGUCAGAGUCAAGCAUACUGUGAAGGAUCUGCUGGCUGAAAAGAGAUCACGACAAACCAGUGGGCCACGUUAUGCUGGGGUGUCUGCUCAGAGCCAACUCGUCCAAAUGGCAGGUUCCCAUCCACUACCAGGAUACUACAGCAUGAGAAGACCAUUCUUUUCUGAUGCUGAGUUUUGCUCUUCGAGCAAACAGUUCUCGACAGACAUCUACUCUUCAGCACUGACAGGGAAGUCCUUCUCUUGUGACACUAUGCCCAUGUCUACCUACUCAUCCCUAAUAGAUAGUUACUACCCGGAGUCUUUCAGUGAUUACCGCAGUGCUGCUCACUCUGGAGGAGGAAGUUCUAUCUUCUCGUCCACUGCAUUGGGCACUCGGCUUCCCCCUUUUCCUGGAGAUACCUCUCACUUUAUGCUGAGGGAUUCCUGGGAGCAGGCCGGGAUGGAGCCUACAGAGGGGUUGUGUGGGAAUGGUUUGGCUCCUGCAUCAGUGGAGCCGUCCAGCCCCAGCCAGUACCGCUCGUCCUCCAGGAGCUCCAGCAUGGGAUCGUCGCAAUUUUACUCUCUGCACACCCUGGAUGAUAUGCCAUAUCAUUCUUCCUUCCAACUGCCUUCCAGCUUCCCAUGCCCAACAUAUAGUGAACAUGUAGCUAAACUCCCAGCUCUGUCCACAGAGGACACUGAGAAUGCCCCCUCUGCCCUGAAUGACAUGUUGCCAUGGGUCAAAGAAGAUGCCACUGGGGUUUGGUCACACUGUGAAAUUAGGAGAACUUUCUGAUGCAGAGCAUUUGAAUUGCAAACAUGCCAAAGCUGGUUGAAUAUAGGAGAAACAAAGGACAGUCCAUUUCAACUUUUAAAACACCAGGAGCUAAAGCUCAUUUUUGGUGGAUCAGUUCCAAAUAAAAAAAACUUUAACACACAUGAGUACACCAUUGGAUAUUAAGGCAUUUUUAUUCAACAAAAACCAAACUCAUUAGAAAGGGGAAAUGGAACUCAAGAGGACGUCUUAGUAAGAUGACGUUGAAUAGAGAAGAGCCACAAGGCAUUCCUUUUUAACUUUUAAAUAAUUGCAUUUAAUAUAAUUUUAUAUGUAUAUAUUUCAUUGAUAUAUUGCUAAUCUAUUAUUAAAAUGACUAGAUGGUACUGUAAUGUAUCUUUUAAAGCAAAAAGAGAAAAAUAAUUUAAUGAAAUACAUGCCACCUGCUCCAUAAAGUGAUUUAUUGCAUGUUUUUAUGCUUGUACGAUUAAAAAUAUAAUUUUUUAAAUAUGAGUCUACUUUCAAAAGAGAUUAAUCCAAGAGUUUGUGGUGAUGUCAUGACAAGAAAGUAUACGUAAUAAAUAAACUGAAAUAAUUUGUU